Molecule: messenger RNA, 2184 nt
Organism: Phragmites australis (common reed)
Lineage: Eukaryota; Viridiplantae; Streptophyta; Magnoliopsida; Poales; Poaceae
Exons: 9
Coding region: 58-897 (279 amino acids)
Source: RefSeq, a predicted model, not a curated record
UAUUUCCUCGUAGAUUUGGUGACUUUGGUCAAUUGGGUCCGACGCACCAACACCGCCAUGGCCGACGCGCCCACCAGCUCCGGCGUCUCGCCGCCCCCGCCGCCAGCGCAGCCAGAGAGCGGCUCGAUCUCCUCCAUGGUCGCCUCCUCUGCCUCCUCCGCUGCGGCCGCGGCAGCGGACUUCACCUGCUGGGCGCAGACCUUCGGCGCCGAGAAGGCCGACGCUGCCAAGGCUGCCCUAGGCGCCGCCGCCACCUUAGCCACUUCAUCCGCCUCCGCGGCGGUUUCUGCUUCCUCCACGGCCGCGUCCUCUGCCCACGCGGUAGCCUCCGACCUCACCCUUAUCGCAAAGGAGGAGUUGGAAUGGGUAAAGAAGGAGUACUCCGCUCACGAGCAGAUGGUGUUUGGCAAGAUCAAAGAGGGUGUCGUCAUGGCGAUAAUGCAUCCAGGCAUUGCUGCAGGCUCCACAACCCUUGCAGGGAUUGUGCUGUUCAAAAGGCCAAGGAGCUACCUGAUUCAACGAGUACGGCGCAUGUUUGUAAGCAAGGAGAACCUACUUUCUGGCAUACAAGCUGAAGUGAAUCACAUGCGGCAAACUGUCAAUCUUGUGUCCAAUGAAAGCCAAAAACUGAUGGAUAGAGCAGCAACUGCAGAGAAAAGAUUUCAGAAAGGAUGGAAUACACUCAGGGAAGAAGGGCGCACCAUUCAAUAUGAGUUAAACCAGAUUAGUGAUAUCGAAAAACAAUCUGUAGGUCUGAAGGGCAUUCUCGAUCAGCUUCCCAGAGCACAUGCUUCUGAAUUUCGAUCAGAGAGUGGGCACGAGAGCUGCACGAGGAUCUGCGGCGUGGUCGGUGUAGGAGCGAGGAGUUGUGCCGCCCCAAUCCGGGCGAGACGGUGAGACGGAGGAUGAGGAGACAGGCAUCGGACGGCGGUGCGUUCCCAAGAUAAGAUGAGGCUUGGUCGAUCCAGCUGACCCGAUGGGUCUUUUGGUUUUAAACCAUUGGCCCUCAAUUUUUUCCCGAGUUGAACCAUGGUCCAUUGGGCACGAUUAUGUGGAGCGGGUCAGCGAUCCAUUGGUCCGACCCGACCCCAACCUUUACUUUGAAAACGGUGAUGUUCGUUGGAACUGACCAGAGACUUUUUUUCUAGCCAAUCAUAUUUUUGUACGGGAAAUUGGUUGGUGACCAGGGGAUCCGGCGUCCCCUUUAGUAAGAAUACGAUUAAUCCAACAUGUUGCAAUGUUUAAAAAAAUUCAUAAAAACUCAUGUGUGUAGUGCACAUAAUGUUAAGUAAACCUACAAAAAUUCAACUUCAAAUUCAUCUUUGAUAUCGAGAUUCAGAAGACACAAGGGUACUGUUAGCACGUGAUGAACAAUGCUGGACUGACUGCUUGUCUAUUUUGUUUCUUGACAUCUAGGAUGAAUUUGAAAUUGAAAUUUUUGCAGGUUUACUUUACUUCGUGUGUAUUACAUACAUGAUUUUUUGAUGAAAUUUUGAAACAUCGCAACAUGCUGAAUUUGCUAAUGGGGACACGAGAGCCCCUGGAUACAAAAUACACACUCUUUUUGUAAUUACACGUGUGUGUCUCCAAAAUCUAUAUUCUAAAAUAGGGGGUAAAUUGAAGCCUUAUUUUCUUGGCAGUCUUACUAGUUACUCCUGGCGUGGAUAUUACAUGGGUAAGAAUGGAUUUCUUAAAUAGCGCAACCUUCGUAUAUAUGGGUUGGACCUCCCAGAAUCUCUUGUAUAAAGAAUUACCUUAGUUUUUGGGUUUCAUUGUUGUUAUCUUUAUACAUGAGCUGCUAUUUGUUGCAGCAAAAGUUGCAUUUAAUAUCUAACAAUUCCUUUGGGCUUUGUUUCAGAAAACACACACUUCUCAAUAUACGUAGCGAUUUGCAUUUCACUGUCUAUUCGUCACCAUUUAUUACAUCUCAUGUACUGAGUGAUUAGUUAUUUUCAGAAAACUGUGCUAUGGAUUCUACACGCACCUUAUAAAAAUGCACGGUAGUAGCAUGAGUACUUUCCAAAUCUGUGCAUGUCACCUCUCCGCAACUAAUUGUGUAGAUCCCAGAUAUAGAUGGCCAUGAUGCCCUCUAUUAAUCAAUGGAUAUUUCUUUCAUUAUUUCUUUCUUUCUUUUUUUGUUGGAAGCUGGAGGAUUCUGUAAUGAAAACUCAUUGCAGAGUUUUU